Molecule: messenger RNA, 2143 nt
Organism: Elaeis guineensis (African oil palm)
Lineage: Eukaryota; Viridiplantae; Streptophyta; Magnoliopsida; Arecales; Arecaceae
Product: external alternative NAD(P)H-ubiquinone oxidoreductase B2, mitochondrial
Cellular component (GO): mitochondrion
Molecular function (GO): NADH dehydrogenase activity; calcium ion binding
Source: RefSeq, a predicted model, not a curated record
UCUUGCUCUGUUUCUCUUUUUAUUUUCUUCUUUCCUUCUAUCUCUGUAUUCAGAUCUCUCGUAGGAGGGACGAUGAGGUUUGCGGCAUCUUUCUUCGAUCGGGCCUCUCAAGCGCUCCAUCAUAGUCGGGCCUUCUCGAAGCUUAUCGUUGUCGUUGCUGUCAGUAGUGGAGGUAUUGUGGCAUAUGCCGAUGCAAAAUCAGACCAUGAUGUUGAAUCAUCUCAAGUAUCUGGAAAGAAAAAGUUGGUCGUCCUUGGAACUGGGUGGGCUGGCACGAGUUUCUUGAAAAAUCUGGACGCCUCCUUGUAUGACGUGCAGGUGGUAUCACCUCGUAAUUAUUUUGCCUUUACUCCUUUGCUGCCAAGCAUCACAUGUGGGACAGUGGAACCACGUAGCAUUGUUGAGCCAAUCCGCAAUAUCGUCAGAAAGAAAGGUGGAGUUAGAUUUUGGGAAGCUGAAUGUUUUAAGAUUGAUCCGGUAAAGAAGAAAGUCCACUGCCGAUCUAAUAUUGGAACAGACAAGGAUGGAAAUGGUGAAUUUACAGUCGAUUAUGACUACUUGGUUAUUGCACUUGGUGCUAAGCCGAAUACAUUUAACACCCCAGGUGUGGUGGAGCAUUGUCAUUUUCUGAAGGAAGUAGAGGAUGCUCAGAAAAUUCGAAGGAGUGUGAUGAACUGUUUUGAAAACGCCAGUCUUCCAAAUCUUAGUGAAGAAGAGAGAAGGAAAAAUCUUCAUUUUGUCAUUGUUGGUGGUGGUCCAACUGGUGUGGAAUUUGCUGCAGAGUUGCAUGACUUUGUCAUUGAAGAUCUGGCUAAGUUGUAUCCUACCCUUAAAGACUUGGUGAGAAUAUCUGUAAUUGAGGCUGGCGAGCAUAUUUUAACCAUGUUUGACAAAAGAAUCACUAAAUUUGCUGAAGAGAAGUUCCAGCGAGACGGUAUUGAAGUGAAAACAAAUUUUCGGGUUGUGAAGGUGACUGAUAAGGCCAUCACUAUGACAAAUAACGCUACCGGAGAGAUAAAUGUACCCUAUGGGAUGGCUGUUUGGUCAACUGGUAUUGGGACCCGUCCUGUCAUAUUGGACUUCAUGAAACAAGUUGGUCAGGGCAAUAGGCGUGUAUUAGCAACAGAUGAAUGGCUCAGAGUCUGUAAUUCUGAUGGGGUUUAUGCACUUGGUGACUGUGCCACUAUAAGCCAAAGAAAGGUCAUGGAAGAUGUCUCUGAAAUUUUUAGGGUUGCAGACGUGGAUUGUUCUGGAACAUUAACUUUGAAAGAAAUCAAAGAUGUUCUAGGGGACAUCUGUGAAAGGUAUCCUCAGGUGGAACUUUAUCUGAAGAGCAAACAGAUGAAGAACUUUGUAGAUCUCCUGAGGGAUGCAGAAGGAAGUCUCCUCAAAGAAUCUAAAGAACUGGACAUAGAAGAGUUCAAGAAAGCUCUUGCUCAUGUGGACUCACAGGUCAAGAUGCUUCCUGCAACAGCUCAGGUUGCUGCACAACAAGGUAAUUAUCUCGCUCAAUGCUUUAACAAGAUGAAGAUCUGUGAAGAACACCCUGAAGGUCCUCUUCGUAUCAGAGGACAGGGUCGUCAUCGGUUUCACCCCUUUCGAUAUAAACAUCUUGGUCAAUUUGCUCCAUUGGGUGGAGAACAAACGGCUGCCCAGCUGCCCGGAGACUGGAUUUCUAUAGGCCACAGCACCCAGUGGCUUUGGUACUCUAUAUAUGCAAGUAAGCAAGUCAGUUGGCGCACAAGGCUUCUGGUCAUUGGCGACUGGACAAGGCGAUUCAUCUUUGGGAGGGACUCCAGUUGUAUCUGAGCUGGGGAAAGAAGCAAAGCUAACCCAUUUAUUUUAUGAGACAGCCUGGGUAGACUACAACUGGAUCACUUCCCGGGCAUAUUUACAACUCGUAUUUCAUUACACACCAUUCCUAUUUCCUUUCCUUGAUUUAAUUGAAAAUUAAUUGCUUGUGACAACAAGAGAGCUUUUUUGUUGUCAAUUUUGGGUACCACUUUAUAUACUUACGCUGCCUUUGGUUUAAUAAAAGUUGAGUACUGAAAUAGUCACUACAUAUGAAUGCUAUCAUAUAUUCUUUUGAUGUAAAUUGAGUUGCUGGAAUAUAUUACGUGGCUAGUGCUGCAAUUUUGUGUUA